CCAAGAUACCUCCGUAUCAGCUAAGGGAGAAGUGUCUCCUUCCUCUCCAACUGGCUCUGGAAUCCAAGAGCAUGAAACUGGCCCAGCAGGCUCUAGCAGGGAUGCAGAAGCUGCUGUCUGACGAGAGGUUUGUAUCCGUGGAGACAGACUCCGACGAGAAGCAGCUGCUAAAUCAGAUGCUGAAUGCCGUCAAAGUGACUCCCUCGCUCAACGAAGACCUGCAGGUUGAAGUGAUGAAGGUUUUGCUCUGUAUAACAUAUACCUCCACAUUUGAGCUGAACGGGAGUUCAGUGUUGAAGAUUGCUGAGUUGUGUUUUGCAUGCCAUAGAGCUGGAAGUCCCCGAAUGCAUGAAAUGAUCAAAAUGUCCAUUGCACACCUCUCCGGGGUCCUGUGCUCCCGUAUUUUUACCGCUGCUUCUUCAUCAAUGGCUUUUCAAAAGGUUUGCAUUGAGACGUAUAUAUCUAGCUGUCACCAGCGGAGCAUUAACACCGCUGUGCGGGCAACCCUCAGCCAAAUGUUGAGUGACUUGACUUUACAGUUACGGCAAAAGCAAGAAAAUAUGACAAUUGAAAACCAUGAUGCCCUGCAGAAAUUCAAGAGUCAAGGUACUUCAGCCGAGUCUCUUAGUGAUGACGUUGUAUCUGUCCUCACUGUGCUCUGUGAGAAGCUCCAGGCUGUCAUAAAUGACAAUCGACAACUUCAGCUUCUUUACUUGGAGUGCAUCCUCUCCAUGUUAAAUAGCUCUUCUCCCGCCAUGCACCAGCACAAAGGAUUCACUGAUCUCAUAUGGAAGCAACUGUGUCCAGCCCUAGUAGUAAUCCUGGGAAAUCCAAUCCACGACAAAACUAUUACUUCCGCCCACAGCAGCAUUUCUCUUGAGGCUGAUUCCCCUUCUUCGGGGGUCUCUGAUCAUGGCCGGGGUUCCGGGUGUUCAUCCACAGCACCUGCCCUUAGCGGGCCCGUUGCGCGGACCAUAUAUUACAUCGCAGCAGAACUGGUUCGGUUGGUGGGGUCAGUGGAGUCCAUGAAGCCUGUGCUGCAAUCUCUCUAUCACCGGAUACUGCUUUAUCCGCCACCUCAGCACCGAGUAGAAGCCAUCAAGAUAAUGAAAGAGAUACUUGGAAGUCCUCGGAGGCUUUGUGAUUUGGCAGGGCCCUGCUCUUCUGAGCCAGAAUCCAGGAAGAGGUCAAUCUCUAAAAGGAAAUCCCAUCUGGAUCUUCUCAAACUCAUCAUGGAUGGGAUGACAGAAGCUUGUAUCAAAGGUGGGAUUGAAGCAUGUUAUGCUUCAGUGUCCUGUGUCUUUGCCUUGCUUGGAGCGUUAGAUGAGCUAAGCCAAGGGAGGGGUCUUAGUGAGGAGCAGAUUCAGCUGCUACUCCAGCGCCUGGAAGAAUUGAAGGAUGGAACUGAGACAAGCAGGGACUCUGUGGAGAUCAACGAUGCUGACUUCAGGUGGCAGAGACGCAUUCUGUCCUCAGAACAUCCUGCCUGGGAAUCAGGAAAUGAGAAGAGUCCCGAUAUCAGCAUUAGUGUUACCACAGACACCGGUCAGACCACUUUAGAGGGGGAUAUGGGACAGACAACUCCAGAGGACAAUCUGGAAAGUCAAAAAAACUCGUUGCCAUCUCCAGCUGUACAUGAAAGCAAAGAGAUUCAUUACAGGGAAGCAGAGUCAGAAACCAUUGACCAGCCGGACGUUGUCCAGAGAAGCCACACUGUAGUCUUUCCGGACAUAACAAACUUUUUAUCAGUUGACUGCAAGACCCGAUCCUUUGGAUCCAGAUACAGUGAAAGCAAUUUCAGUGUAGAUGACCAGGACCUCUCUAGGACUGAGUUUGAUUCAUGUGACCAAUAUUCCAUGGCAGCAGAGAAAGACUCUGGCAGGUCAGAUGUCUCAGAUAUAGGCUCUGACAAUUGCUCCUUGGCAGACGAGGAGCGUGCUCGUUCACUGAAACUGCUGAAGAACCAGGAAGCGGAUCAGCACAGCGCACGGCUGUUUGUUCAGUCACUUGAAGCUCUUCUUCCUCGGCUUAUAGCUCUCCCCAGCAUAGAGGAGGUGGAUGAAGCACUGCAGAGCUUCUCUUCAACCUUCUGCUCAGGUAUGAUGCACUCUCCGGGAUUUGAGGGAAACCCAAAUUUCAGCUUCCAGACUCUGAUGAAUGCAGACAGUCUCUACAUGGUGUCACAUUACACUCUGCUGCUCAACCUAAAAUUGUCCAACUCGGAUUACUACAGGAAGAAACCUACCCAAGCCCCUGUGUUGCUGAAGGAGUUCAUGAAGCAGGUUCAGUCCAGCGGAGUGUUGAUGGUGUUUUCGCAGACCUGGGUUGAAGAACUGUAUCACCAGGUACUGGAAAGAAACAUGCUGGGGGAAGCUGGAUACUGGGGAAGCCCUGAAGAGCACAGCCUUCCGCUUAUAACCAUGCUGACUGACAUUGAUGGCUUGGGAAGCAGUGCAAUCGGUGGCCAAUUGAUGGCCUCUGCUUCAGCACAAUCCCCUCUUUCCCAAAACCAGAAAACAGAUGAUUCUAUUGUUGCAGGAAUUGCUUUUGCCCGAUAUCUUUUAAUUGGCUGUUGGAAAAACAUGAUUGACACCUUGUCCACACCGCUGACUGGCCGCAUGGCAGGCAGCUCCAAGGGCCUGGCGUUCAUCCUGGGAGCAGAAGGAGCCAAGGAGCAGAACCAGAAGGAGAAGGACUCCAUCUGUGUGAGCCUGGAUGGACUGAGGAAAGCAGCCCGGCUGAGCUGUGCUCUAGGGGUUGCUGCCAACUGUGCAUCUGCCCUUGCCCAAAUGGCUGCUGCCUCCUGUGUCCAAGAAGAGAAAGAGGAAAAAGAAGUCCAAGAGCCUAGUGAUGCUAUAACUCAAGUGAAACAGAAAGUGGAGCAGAAACUGGAGCAGAUGGGGAAAGUACAGGGAGUCUGCCUACACACCGCUCAUGUGCUGUGUAUGGAUGCAGUCCUCAACGUGGGCCUGGAGAUGGGGAGCCACAAUCAGGACUGCUGGCCUCAUGUGUUCAGGGUGUGCGAGUACAUCAGCACCCUGGAGCACACGCACUUCAGCGACGGCGCCUCCCAGCCCGCUCUGACCAUCACGCAGGCCCAGCAGGGCCCCAGCGGCCUGCACCUCGACUCCCAGCCUGGGGACUCCCCUCGGGAGCUGACCCCUGAGCAGGAGACCACCCUUAGCAGCAAUCCUGUCAUUCAGCCCCUUUCCAUCCAGGAACUCCUCAAGGAGGGCAGCAAGGGCAAAGCUUUCGACUUCCGUGGAGGCAGCCUGCUCUGUGGGACCAGUGCUGCCAAGGCUGUUCUCACGCUUUCCACACAAGCCGACAGGCUGUUUGAAGAUGCUACUGAGAAGUUAAACUUGAUGGCCCUGGCAGGCUUCCUGUACCAGCUCAAGAAGGCUUCUCAAUCUCAGCUUUUCCAUUCAGUCACGGAUACAGUUGAUUACUCCCUAGCAAUGCCAGGUGAAGUAAAAUCUACGCAGGACAGGAGAAGUGCACUUCACUUGUUCCGACUCGGUGAUGCCAUGCUCAGGAUUGUCCGGAGUAAAUCACGCCCGUUGCUCCACCUCAUGCGCUGCUGGAGUCUGGUUGCACCUCACCUUGUAGAGGCUGCCUGUCACAAGGAGAGGCAUGUGUCUCGGAAGGCUGUCUCCUUCAUCCAUGACAUCCUCACGGAAGUGCUGACAGACUGGAACGAACCUUCCCAUUUCCACUUCAAUGAGGCGCUGUUCCGCCCCUUUGAGCGCAUCAUGCAGCUGGAGCUGUGUGAUGAGGAUGUCCAAGACCAGGUGGUCACCUCUAUAGGAGAGUUGGUGGAAAUGUGUUCUACUCAGAUCCAGUCUGGAUGGAGACCCCUGUUCAGCGCCCUGGAAACGGUGCACAGCAGUAGCAAGUCAGAGGUUAAAGAGUACCUUGUAGGAGAAUACUCCAUGGGGAAACGGCAGGCUCCAGUGUUCGAUGUCUUUGAAGCAUUUCUAAAUACAGACAGCAUCCAGGUCUUUGCCAAUGCUGCCACCAGUUACAUUAUGUGCCUUAUGAAGUUUGUCAAAGGACUGGGGGAAGCAGAUUGUAAGGAGAUGGGUGACUGUGUGUCAGGAUCAGGAUCCGCGUCUACAGAACUGUGCCUUCCCGCCCUUGAUUACCUCAGGAGAUGUUCUCAGUUGUUAGCCAAAAUCUAUAAAAUGCCCUUGAAACCCAUGUUCCUCAGUGGCCGGCUGGCUAACUUGCCCCGCAGAGCGCAGGAGCAGUCAGCCAGCAGCGAGGAUGGCAUUGAGUGCAUCCUGUCUGACUUCGAUGAUGACACUGGCCUUAUCAAUGUCUGGAUUAUUCUGCUGGAAGAAUUAACAACUGCUAUAUCCAACUGUCCCCGCCAGCAUCAGCCCCCCACUCUGGAUCUGCUCUUUGAAUUGCUGAGGGAUGUUGCCAAGACACCUGGCCCCGGAUUUGGCAUUUAUGCAGUUGUUCAUCUUCUUCUUCCUACGAUGUCCCUUUGGCUGCACCGCAGUCAUGGUGACCAUUCUUACUGGGAUGUGGCAUCCGCUAAUUUCAAGCAUGCCAUUGGCCUUUCCUGUGAGCUGGUCGUGGAGCACAUCCAGAGUUUCAUACACUCGGAUAUCGGUUAUGAAAAUAUGAUCAAUACUAUGUUAAAAGAUCUUUUCAAAUUGCUGGUGGCCUGUGUAGCAGAACCAACAGAAAUAAUAUCCAGAGUUGGCUGCUCUUGUAUCAGGUAUGUGUUAGUGACAGCAGGACCUGUUUUUACAGAAGAGAUGUGGAGGCUUGCAUGUUGUGCCUUGCAGGAUGCGUUCUCUGCUACUCUAGAGCCAGUAAAGAACCUGCUGGGCUAUUUCCACAGUGGUGCUGAAAGCUUCAGUGGAGAUGCCUGUGAAGUGAAGGUGGCAGCCCCCUGCCUCUCGCCAAGCGCCGAAGCGGAGUACUGGAGGAUCAGAGCCAUGGCCCAACAGGUGUUCAUGUUGGAAACCCAGUGCUCCCCAAAGACUCCUAGCAACAAGGAAGGGUUUGAACAUGCCCAAUCUUGUGUGCUCAUCAUUGACCUGCCGCCAGAUAAGAAACCAAAUGGACAUACUCAGAGAAGGAAGCUGGGUAUUCCUUUCAGGACAAUAGUAGUGAGCUUGCUGUCCCAUCAAGUACUGCUCCAGAAUUUAUAUGACAUCUUACUGGAAGAAUUUGUGAAAGGCCCCAUGCACUUGGAGGAGAAAAUGACAAUACAAGUACCAGAAAACAAGUUGGCAGGUUUUCUCAGGUACAUCUCCAUGCAAAACUUGGCUGUCAUCUUUGACUUACUGCUGGACUCGUAUCGAACAGCCAGAGAGUUUGACACCAGACCUGGGCUGAAGUGUUUGCUGAAAAAAGUAUCAGGCAUUAGUGGAGCUGCAAACUUGUAUCGCCAGUCAGCAAUGAGCUUCAACAUCUACUUCCAUGCUUUGGUUUGUGCAAUCCUGACAAACCAGGAGAACAUCACUGCAGAACAAGUGAAGAAGAUCCUGUUUGAAGAUGAUGAGAGAAGCACAGACUCCUCACAGCAAUGUUCUUCAGAAGAUGAAGACAUUUUUGAAGAAACUGCCCAAGUUAGUCCUCCCCGAGGGAAGGAGAAGAGACAGUGGAGAGCUCGAAUACCAUCUCUGAGUGUACAACCUGUCAGCAAUGCAGACUGGGGCUGGCUAAUCAAGCGGCUUCAUAAGCUCUGCAUGGAACUGUGCAACAACUACAUCCAGAUGCAUCUAGAUCUUGAGAAUAACGUAGAGGAGCCUCCCAUGUUCAAAGGUGAUCCUUUCUUCAUUUUACCAUCCUUCCACUCAGAAGCCUCCACGCCAUCAACAGGAGGGCAGUCUGGGAAGGACACGCCCUCCGAAGAUGACAGGAGUCAAAUCAGGGACCAACUGGGAGACACCCUGGCACCCAGAGCAGGGAGUGGAGAAAUGCUGCUGCUACCCCCACCCCUAAGCAGUCCUAAACCAGAGAAGAAAGAACAAACCAGGAAAAAAGAAUGGUGGGAAAGUGCCGGCAACAAGAUUUACACCAUUGCGACUGACAAAACCAUCUCCAAGCUCAUGACAGAAUACAAGAAAAGAAAGCAGCAACAGGCCAUGACAUCCUUCCCCAAAGAGGUGAAAGUGGAAAAGAAAGGGGAGCUCCUGGGCUCAAGAGGACAAGAGUCGCCCAUACUCCAGCGACCACAAUAUCUUCUAGACCAGGGUCAAAUGAGGCAUUCCUUCAGUGCCGGCCCAGAGGUCCUGCGACAAGAGAAGCGACCACGCUCAGGAUCCACUGUCAGCUCCCUGAAUAUAUCUACUCGAGAUGCCGAGGCCCAGAUACAGGCAUGGACCAACAUGGUGCUGACAGUUCUCAACCAGAUUCAGGCCCUGCCAGACCAGACGUUCACAGCUCUGCAGCCAGCAGUGUUCCCCUGUAUCAGUCAGCUCACCUGCCACGUGACAGAUAUCCGCGUGCGCCAGGCCGUGCGGGAAUGGCUGGGAAGAGUGGGCCGGGUUUACGAUAUCAUCAUUUAAAUUAGCUGUGCUCUGCUCCAAAGGGAAGAAGACAUCAAAGGUAUACAGCAAGGAAGUAUUUGGGGUUCAUUAAUUGCCUAGUUGUUGGUGAUAAAUUAUGAAACAGUGAGCUUGUCAGUGUAUAUCCUCUUUCCACAUGAGACUGUGUCUGUCACUCGCGCUAGCACAGAAGGCAAAGCAGGAGUGUGUUCAGGGGUUUUGGGAUAGCUGCAGAACCCAGAAACUCC
Tinamus guttatus (white-throated tinamou) is the source of this 6757-nucleotide messenger RNA. The record is from RefSeq and is a predicted model, not a curated record. Lineage: Eukaryota; Metazoa; Chordata; Aves; Tinamiformes; Tinamidae.